Messenger RNA from Penicillium macrosclerotiorum, 1257 nucleotides. Its product is annotated as mitochondrial 54S ribosomal protein mL38. The record is from RefSeq and is a predicted model, not a curated record. The coding region runs from base 1 to 1257 and encodes 418 amino acids. The transcript is spliced from 2 exons. Lineage: Eukaryota; Fungi; Ascomycota; Eurotiomycetes; Eurotiales; Aspergillaceae.
AUGGCCCAUUGUGAGCAGGCAACGAAGCCUCUGCUUCAAUGCCUUCGCAGCACCUAUGCUCGAAGCCUGCCUGGCCUCCACGUCCAGGCCCGUGGCUUCCAGUCGUCCGCUGCCAAUGCAGAGGCUGAAACUGAACAGAAGAAGACGCCAUUCCGCUUGAACCCCGAUCCAGAGCUUGUCACACAAAGGACUCUGGAAAACCAAUUGAUGCGAAAGGGAACUCCUCCCAUUGGAUCGCGCCGUCGCCGUGCCGCGCUACGAUUUACUCCGAACACCCCCUUCGAGCAAUUGCCAUAUCAAUGUUUCCAGGAGGCGCGGAAUGUUCUCCUCGCCGACCGUGCAGAGAAGCUUAAGGAAAUUGAUACUAUGAGACAAAGAAUUGCGAAUGUUGAGGCUCAGUCCACCGAGGGGGAUGUUACAGAGCAAGCCAAGAAGUCCCGAGUGCGCGCGAUGCAACUGCACCUGGAACGACUCAAGAUACACGCCGAUAUCAACGAUCCUCUUGUGAAGCGCAAGUUUGAGGAUGGUCAAGGUGACAUGAGCAAGCCUAUCUACCGUUUUCUCGCCGACCGUAAAUGGAGAGAAUACCGCCGCAAGAUCUUGGUGCAGCGUAUCACACAGAUGAAGGUCAUUCCUGAUGUCCUCCCUCACUGCGAUCCCAUUCUUGACACCAAACUUUACUUCAACAAGAAGCAAGUCCAGCCGGGAGACUUUGUCGAAGCGCAAACCAGCACAACCGCCCCCAAGCUUGAUGUGCAGCUAUUCGAGAGCGGAGAAAAGCUCGUGACAAUUGCCAUCAUUGACUCGGAUGUCCCCAAUGUCGAGACAGAUAGCUUUGACUACAAGAUGCACUAUCUCGCGGUCAAUGUGCCCAUCUCGGCUACUGCCACCAAGGUCGAUCUCUCCCAGCUUGCGGCUGACUCGCAGGUCGUUCUCCCUUGGCUCCCGCCAGUUGCCCAGAAGGGCAGCCCCUACCACCGUCUGUCUAUCUUAAUCAUGGAGCAGAAGGACUCUCAGCUUCUUGACUUUGCUGCCGUUAAGGCUAAGGAGACCAACCGGGACAACAUGCUACUGCGCACUCUGCAGGCCAGGUACCACCUCAAGGCCAUCGGUGCUCACCUGUUCCGCACCCAGUGGGAUGAUACCACUCUCGAUGUCAUGAAGCAGAUUGGAUACAACCGCGCCGAUGUCGAGCUCCGCCGGAAGAAGGUUGAGCCUCUUCCAUACAAGCGGAGAAACCCUUCCACCUUCCGGUGA